CUGCCAUGAUCGGGAGCUUCCUGAGGCCUCCCCGGAAGCAGAUGCUGAUACACUUCCUGUCCAGCCUGUAGAAGCGUGAGCCAAUGAAACCUCUUUUUUUAUAAAUUACUCAGUCUGAGAUAUUCCUUUACAGCAAUACGAGAACGGCCCACUUUCUACCUCCAGGGCUACAGAGGAAAGAAACUGAGGGAUAAAGAAGGAUGAUGGUGAGAAGAAAAACAUUUUAAAACCACAGCUACUGUUUAGCACACCUGCUCCUCCCCUGCCGUGGGUGACCCAUGUUGGCCUCUUGAUGUGGCAGAGUGGGGAAAAUGCAGGUUGAAAAGGAAGCCCCUUAUGAGAGUCGCUGUAACCAGAAUAGCGAAAGUCCAGGGCUUUUUGUGUGUGUCUAUUUUUUAGUGCUUUUAGCCACACCAGUGGUUUUCAAACUUUGGGCAUGUCAGAAUCACUUUUGGAAGUUGCUAAACAUGCCCAGGCCUCUGCCUUCCUUCGCCUCCAGGAGAUCCUGACAAGACUUGUCUUGUUUUAAAUGUUCUCCCAUUCCCUGUAUUAUCUCUGUAUCCUCAGGGGUCAUUUUUGUUUAUCUUGAUCUCUCUUUUCCAAGUUGCAGGCUUUCUUUUAAUAUUAUUAUUAUUUUUUUAGCUGGAGUCUUGCUCUGACAGCCCAAGUUGGAGAACCACUGAUGGAGGCCACAGUGCAUAUUCCAGAAAAGAAGUUCACAAGGCAGCCCUUGGCUGGUCCCUGUGAGCCCGCGGACACCACCAGAAAUGUUCUCUUUCAGUUGCGGGACCCUGACCCUGAGCCUGACCCUGGCCCUCUUUGCCCUGGUCUGCUGUCCAGGGUCCGGUGAGAAGGCAUUCAAGGUACAUGUGAGACCAAAGAAGCUGAUGGUUAAGCCCAAGGGGUCCCUCGAGGUCAACUGCAGCACCACCUGUAACCAGCCUGAAAUGGGUGGUCUGGAGACCCCUCUAAAUAAGACUGUGUUGGCUGAGCAGACUCAGUGGAAACAUUACUUGAUCUCAGACAUCUCCCAGGACACGGUCUUCCACUGCUACUUCAUCUGCUCCGGGGAGCAGGUGUCAUCGAGUUUCAACGUCAGCGUGUACCAGCCUCCAACGCAGGUCAUCCUGACGCUGCAGCCCACGUGGGUGACCGUGGGCAAGUCCUUCACCAUUGAGUGCAGGGUGCCCGCCGUGGAGCCCCUGGACAGCCUCACCCUCUUCCUGUUCCGUGGCAAUGAGACUCUGCACAGUCAGACCUUCGGGAAGGGAGCCCCUGCCCUGCAGGAGGCCACAGCCACAUUCAACAGCACGGCUCACAGAGAGGACCGUCACCGCAACUUCUCCUGCCUGGCCGUGCUGGACUUGCUGUCUCGCGGUGGCGACAUCUUUCACAAACACUCAGAACCGCAGAUGCUGAUUAUCUAUGAGCCCGUCCCGGACAGCCAGAUGAUCAUCAUCAUCUCGGUGGUGUCAGCGCUGCUGUUCCUGUUUGUGACAUCCGUCCUACUCUGCUUCAUCUUCAGCCAGCACUGGCGCCAGCGGCGGACGGGCACCUACAGGGUGCGAGCAGCUUGGAGGAGGCUGCCCCAGGCCUUCUGGGCAUAGCAGGCAUGAGUGGCGUGGCUACCGCCAUGGUGGCCACUGGAACUCAGUGUGGCUCCUCAGAGUUGAGGUCCAGCUCUGGGCGAAGGACUGUGACAGGCAGCAGAGGACUCUAGGGACAUCGCCUUUUCUAGCCUGAAUACACACUCCUGGACUGAG
Messenger RNA from Sapajus apella (tufted capuchin), 1763 nucleotides. RefSeq names its product intercellular adhesion molecule 2 (gene ICAM2). Gene Ontology annotation, biological process: cell-cell adhesion. Gene Ontology annotation, molecular function: integrin binding. Lineage: Eukaryota; Metazoa; Chordata; Mammalia; Primates; Cebidae. The record is from RefSeq and is a predicted model, not a curated record. The transcript is spliced from 5 exons. Bases 768 to 1607 code for a protein of 279 amino acids. Gene Ontology annotation, cellular component: membrane.